AUGGCGCCCGGUCUGCUAUCUUAUGUUCCAAUCAUCAACCGCUUUGUCUCAGACGGCGAGACGGCGCAAACCAUUGACAUUCCUCCUGUCGAAGUUCACGAUGUCGAGACCGAUCACGACCGACGGGCGAGAUGCCUCAAGCACCUGCUGAGGGCCAACCACGUCAACCACUCCAUAAUCUACCACAACCUCGAGUUUGACAACCACACGGCACACGUCCUGUCAUCGGCUUAUUUGCUGGGCGCAACCGACCGUCAGCUCCAACAUAUUUACGAAGUCGAAUCCAAGGAGCUCGAACCGUGGAAGGAGUCUCCCGCCGAGGUCACCGACGACGACUGGAGAGACCUCCUCGGUGACAAGACGUACCAGAGGGCAUAUGUUGACUUCUUUGAGGACUCUUUGGCCUACAGCUCCUACGACUGGAAGAAGGUAGUCGACAAAUUCAUGUUCACUAGCGACGAGCCUCUGGUCCAUGGGCUCAUAGGUGGUCUUGGCCACCCCCUCAUCCACCUCGGAUAUGCUUACGAGAUGAACUCCAAGGAGAUCGCCAUUGAAGCACUGGCCUUGGCUGCCACGCAAUACAACUUCUUCCACCAAUACCUGGACGAAAAGAAGUAUACGAGGCCGUCGUCAUUCAGCUCCAAGUCAACGUUCGAGCUGAUCAACAAAGUCGCUGGGGACAAGCAACUGGAUGGAUUGUUCAAGGAACCGUCCUUGGGCAACCUCGAUGUUUUGUUCGCAAAGCAUGAAAGCAUCGUCCUGGAAUACUGGAAUGCGUGGACCAUCACGGAUCCGGUGAAGCAGUUUGAAGAGUCACAAGAGCUUGCCGUCGCGCUCUUCGUUGCAACCGUACCCCCUGGUACCCACGGAUACAACUUCUUCGCUGUGCAUCUCCUCACGACGAGCCACGCCGUCCGAAUUCUCCUCCCGGUGAUUCCGGCCAAGUUUCACGUAAGCUUAGUAAGGGAGUGGUGGCUGCUUGUACUCGGGGUCUACAUUUCCCUCCUGCGGCCAAAGAUCGACCCCGACAAUGUGGAAACAGACUUGAAGCAACGCCACUGGGGGCAUGUCGAGCACGAAGCUCUGAAUUCUCAAUGGGCUUCUGACGCUCACUAUGUUAAAGCGAUCCGCGCCAUGAAAGAGGCGUCCAGGACCUGGGGUGAUGUGCACGAGCGGUACCUAGCGUCUGCUCUGACAUUCGUUGACAACUUCCGUGGAUGGACGCACUGA
Colletotrichum orchidophilum is the source of this 1230-nucleotide messenger RNA. RefSeq lists its product as uncharacterized. Lineage: Eukaryota; Fungi; Ascomycota; Sordariomycetes; Glomerellales; Glomerellaceae. The record is from RefSeq and is a predicted model, not a curated record. Gene Ontology annotation, molecular function: oxidoreductase activity. The transcript has 3 exons. The coding region runs from base 1 to 1230 and encodes 409 amino acids.